This is a messenger RNA of Impatiens glandulifera, 733 nucleotides long. Its product is annotated as V-type proton ATPase subunit c''1. Gene Ontology annotation, molecular function: proton-transporting ATPase activity, rotational mechanism. Gene Ontology annotation, biological process: proton transmembrane transport. The record is from RefSeq and is a predicted model, not a curated record. NCBI's taxonomy places the organism in Eukaryota, Viridiplantae, Streptophyta, Magnoliopsida, Ericales, Balsaminaceae. The coding region runs from base 45 to 581 and encodes 178 amino acids. The transcript has 4 exons. Gene Ontology annotation, cellular component: proton-transporting V-type ATPase, V0 domain.
AAGCAUGAGGAAGAAGAAAGAAUGAAAGCUAGCUAGAUUCCACAAUGGGAGGAGCUUCUUCGAGUUGGAUCAGAGCAAUACUGCAUAUUUCGCCUUACACUUUCUCCGCCAUCGGCAUUGCCAUCUCCAUCGGCCUUUCCGUUCUCGGAGCCGCCUGGGGUAUAUAUAUAACUGGAAGCAGUUUGAUUGGAGCUGCCAUUAAAGCUCCUCGAAUAACUUCAAAAAAUCUCAUCAGUGUGAUAUUCUGUGAAGCAGUUGCAAUAUAUGGUGUGAUUGUUGCAAUAAUUCUGCAGACAAAGUUGGAAAGUGUGCCGAAAUCACAGAUAUAUGCACCAGAAUCACUUAGAGCUGGUUAUGCAAUUUUUGCUUCUGGGAUUAUAGUUGGCUUUGCCAAUCUUGUUUGCGGGUUGUGUGUCGGGGUGAUUGGGAGUAGUUGUGCAUUGUCUGAUGCACAGAACUCGACUCUGUUUGUGAAGAUUCUGGUUAUUGAAAUAUUUGGAAGUGCACUUGGCUUGUUUGGUGUUAUUGUUGCCAUUAUCAUGUCUGCUCAAGCUUCAUGGCCUUCUAAGUCUCUAAUCUAAUCUAAUCUAAUCCAUUUCUUACCUGUUUGUUCAUCAUGGGUCUGUAAUUAAUUGUUCACUAAACAAAACACAACACUUGUUUUUGUGAUGUAUAAACAGAGGAUAAUUAAUCUUCCAAUAUAAAAUAAUGAAAUAUAAACAUUACUGGCCAA